AUGGAAGUCGACGCAACGACGUUCGAUUACCUCUUCCACCACGUUAUCCUUCCCCCCAAGCUUCCCCAGCACGAGGAGAAAGAUGAGUGGCGGGCAGAAGAAGGCCUGCUCCAGUUCGUUCGCGAUUCCGUAGGCAAAUUUGCCGAGAACCUGUCGCCGGAGUCUCGAAAUGGCUGGCAGAUCGCCAUGAAUAUGCUGGAUAACUGGAUCAAGGUAGAAAACCGGGGAGAAAUACACAACGAUACACUCUUGCGGGUUGUUUCUGCACUAAAGUCUUCAGGUGCUUUUGCGCUGCGAAUUCGAGAGCAGAGCUGCGGCUGGCUGGGCUACUACGACAAGAAAGGUAAUCAAGUCAUCUUCGAUGCCUUCGAAGCUUCCGCCCAAUGCAAUCCAGUCCUCGCUGCAGCAGAUACUCUCAUCCGCUCUUUUCCCGGCCAGAGCAUCGCCAUCCCAGCUGAUAAGAUCGACGAGCAUCAGUUCUGUACUUAUUUAGCCCGUAACCUCUCGCGACUUUCCGUCGAACAUGUCACUGAGAUGGCGCCCAAGACACGAAAGGCCAAAGCUAAUGUCGAAGAGCCGAGAGACACCGUCCACCCUGGAUUAGUGACGGAGUGCCUGAUGACCCAGCUGCUCACGUACGGCAAACAUAAUACCUGGCCCUGUUUUGAAAAGCACAUACGAGAUGAAUCGAACUGGAACAGCAGCUACCUGGGAUGGAGACGAUCUCCUCAUUGGUUUGUCCUGCGUGUAUCUCUGCAGACUGUCCUUCAGCGCGUCUUUCCCAUCCACGAGGGCCACCAACAGUACAAGAACUUCAUGCUGUAUUUGAUUGCCGAGAUUGGGAACACUGCUCUCUCGAUGGACCCGGCUGUACCAGCAGAGCACCUGGCGCUCAUUCGCACAAAGAUUGGUCGGCGAGUCAACAAACUACAAGACAAUGCUUUUGACUUUGUCACAGUCGACGCAGGCGCAUCAACUGAUAAUCUUCUGCGCCAUCUACAGCGCAUUCAGACAAACAUCAUUUCCUCGGAUCCAAUCCCAGUGUCCAAAUUUCCAACUACCGCUGCAGCUGAAGAUAUCCAUUUGUCACUAAAGUACAGCCACGAGUUUCUACAAGCAGUCAUCAACCAUACCACAGUCGAGGCAGCCCCCUCUAUCUUUUCUCGGACGCAUAACCUAAGAUUUAAACGCGAUGAAUACGGCCUGCCUCUCUUGGAAAAUGGCGAUCCCCUCUGUCUGAUGGACUUUGAACAAUGGGUCGGUGAUCAGCUGUCAGGCUGGUCGAAGAGUGCCGAGCCCUCAGAAGACCUUUGCUGUGUACUCAGCGACCGUCUCCAAGAAUACCUCAGGUUUGCGCAACUUGAGUAUGGAUCCAACCCACGGGAGGUGUCCUUAAUGCUGCUGGUAAUCUUGGAGCUUUGGGUGGCUUUCGAUAGGAUGUGCAUCCGUGUCUACCCAUUGUUAGGAGACUUCACACCAGAAAUUCCAAUUGAUUUCCUCGAACCACUACUUCUCCCGCAGCGGGAUCAGAUGGAACGAGCAAUCAUAGUUGAGCAAUAUCUUCGCUCACGGCAUCAGAAUAUGCAGCCGUAUAACCCACCUAUCCUGGCAGAUCCCACUCCCCAAAGCUUUGGGGUUCGUUACUUUGACCGUUCCCUUGGACACCAACAACUGCGGAGGCGAAUCGAAGACCGCGCCGAAGAGAGACGAGAGAGAAAGAAACAGGAGUGGCAGAGGAAAAUUGACGAACGACAGUCUCUCUACGAUCAGAUAGAUAGCUCAUCGUGUGACUAUCACUAUAACAGAAAAAUGGAGUAUGUUCAUCACGGAGGAUGCAACAGAUGCUCCCUUAGUCGACACGCCGCUGCAAUCUCUAUUGAUAUCGAUGAGUGGCCUCUCCCGAGUACAGAAUACAUCCUGAAGGCCGUUGUCUUCGAGCUUGAUUGUCCUCGGUGGUUUUGCGCCUGGCGGGACACCACUUGGAUAUUGCUGCAGGAUCUUGGGCGUGGCCGACCCUCCAACGCUGAUGAUAUGAAGCAGAAUUUGCUCGACUACAACCAGCUUCAUGAUGUAGUCACGAAUCAUGACCAGCGUUUGACAUUGGGUUCCACUGCCAAGUCAUGGCUAAAGACCCAUUAUAGGACCAUGGGGCUUCCGGGAAGCGUGCAGGACGUAUUAUUCGACAAUGCACUGCAGCUCAAGCUCUUUGCUAAAGAUCCUACAGCAUGGGUAGUCGAUCAGACAAGGAAGCCUUCGUUGAAGCAUCAUUGUUGUUUUGUUCUUCCUUCAGGUCCGUAUUCACAGUUGCAAUUCACCGUGGACUCGGUUCAUCAUACACAGAACCAGGUAAUUGCAGACCAGAGGAAAUGCGACAAGGAGAUGACUCUACAUGAAUUCAUUGCUUUCGGAUGUCUUCGUGCUGGUGAGCGUGUUCAAUGGCAUAACAUUGCUCGUGAGCUGGCUUCCUCCGCUCUAUCGUUUAAUGAGGAGUCAGUCACCAUUCUGCUGCGACAGGCAGCAUGGGAGCUGGGGUCAUACAGUACGGCGGUCAUCCCCCUCAGAGAGGCGCACCGAGUCUUCGAGAUUCCAGCAUUUGGUGAACGGCUUCUGGAAACCUUGGAACAGAAGCUGCAAACCAUUAAAUGCAAUUGGAAUGAGCACUGGUCGCUUUAUGCGCUUGUUACACUGGCUCUUCGUCUGCUUACUCUUUCCGACGGUCACAAUACAUCAGCCAUAGCAGCGUUUCUAAGGAACAUUCGGCAAGUUGCGAUGGGUUGGUGUGAAGACCUCAUCGACAGUCUACAUCAACAGACUGGUGAAGAGAGUAAGGCACAGCAACAUCUCAUUCUCAAAUUGGGCGUGAUUUGCCAGAUGACCUACUUCGUGGAGCCGGUACAUCUCAGUGCUGUUCUCUCCACCCCCGACGACCUCUUCUGGCUGAUUUACUCUUCCAUGGUUGUCUUUGAAAAUACUCCUCCUACAUCCGAUGCACUACCUAGUAAUACCAAGGCGUUGUUGACAACUAGUGCAAGGAUUCUCCAUCGCGUCGAGACAGUGAUUCAUCAAAUGAUAGAAUCCGAUCCAUUAGGACUGAACCAGGCUCUCAUCAAGGCUUCUCCCGAGCUGGUAGUGAACAUGCCUUGGGGCUUUGGUGCAGGCGGGAAUGAGAGAUGGGUGACUACCAAAACAAGAGGAUCCGGAGGUCGCCAACAGACAAUCCACUACAACAUCCUGUCUGGGGAGUUUCUUGUUGACAACCGGCCUCCGGGUCGAUUACCGGCCGAAUAUACAAAACAUCCCCUGUUCCAGCGUGUCUUUGGCCCUCGCACGCUUACCGUUUUACCAUCAGGCCUACCCGGUGCCGUAUUUUGCUCUGUGCAGGCAUUCAAUAAUCAUCAGGUUCACUUUUCCAUGGAAGCAGACCAGCUUGUGAUCAUUGCAUGCCAUGGAACACAGCGUCUACGACUCAUACCGCACGAGAAAUUACAGGGCGAUCUUCCUUUGUCUCUUGUUACCGAUUAUGUCCAUUGGCUCGACCUCGAUGCUCUGCAAAUCGAGUUUCGGCAUCUUGAUCAGGUGUGGCAACCAAGUCCUCAAAACUGGCAUCUGAUAUUCCGCGCCGACUCCCCAAAACGGUCUGUUAUGCGAAAGAAAAAUCAGAGUCUGGUUGAUAUCCGCAGUACGUUGUUUCAAGAUCUGUCGAGUAUAUUGGCCAAACUGGAUUCGCGGGAGCACAUCCACGUCGUUUUGCGGGCAGACGGGAUAGUUGAAGCCGAUAUGGUUCGCAUGCGUCUGAAAUUCUUCAUCAACAAGGACGGCGUUCUACAAUCUAGACAGCUUAAUGCUACAGUGGACCGGAAUCAGGAUAUCGGAUGUCUCUAUGGUCUAAGGAAUAAUCUUGUCGUCAAGGAAAGCAGUGAGCCAGAGCAACACGCUGUGCUCAUCCCGUAUGGAAACGUUAGCGUUGCACCGAAAGACCACCAUGUCACAGUCUCAAUAAAGCCAGCGAAUGGGCCACGAACCAGGUACUUCCUGUAUCGGUUGGACAAACACUUCAACAUGCUUCGAGGUCCUCCAGACAUGCUAAGCACUCUUUAUCUCGCGUACGUGCAUGCUGUGACUGGAUUCGUUCUUCCUGACCCAUCAAUCGAGCGCUCUGGUACCGAAGAGGCAUUGCGAAUUCUGCGCCUUGAGUUCCUGAAAACAUCAUUUCCCAUUGAUGCUGAAUGCUCUUCCAUGCUGAGAAACCUUGCUGCUUUAACUCCCAAACGGAGAUACUAUCCCGAGCACCUGAAUGUCAUGCAGACCGUUAGGUGGAACGACAAUCUGUGGCCGAUGAUGCAGCAUGAUGAUUUUCAACCCCUGGUACAGGAGAUCAUUGAUCACAGCAGCAAGUUCUCGAAGCUGCAUGUUAAAACGGAUGAUUCAUCUCCCUCUAUAUCGGUCGCAGACCGCGGAGAUUGGCAUUUGCUGCAGAGGGCUCGUAUUCGAAAUGCCUCUUGCAGAUAUUCACAGUUUGGCGGCGCCGCUGCUAUACCGAAAAGGCCGUUACAGCACCUACCCAGAGAUCGAGACACCACAAGUGCACGUAGUCAACGCGUGUAUGAAAUCGCAAAUCUGAUCCACGACUGGCCUUCAUCCAUGAAGCUUCAAGGUUUUGUCGAUGGCAUAUGGCGGUGGGAACGUGUGUGUACAACGGGAGAUCAACUGGAUACGCUUUCGUGCACUAAGCUCCUGCAGCUGAGUCUCAGAGAUACAUGGGGCGCUCUCUACGAUCGGUGCCGUCUCAGCAACCGAGAAUGUGACUCCUACGACCUCAUGUCUGACCUCAGCCUAGUGGCCUUUGGCGACGAGUCGAAAUUGGAGCCUCUCCGGAACUUACUUGCUGUGGCAUUUUCAGGCCAGCUUCGCUCUAUUUCCAUUCCAGAAAUUGUCCAGCAUAAAGUUCUUGGUCUUUAUGUUGGGAAGGAAGUACAGCGGUAUCAAAUAAGAAGUGCCAUUGAACAGCAUUAUCAUGCUUUCGUGCCCGACAGCUACGGCUCCUCGUUGCUGUCCUAUGACGAAAGAGUACGAAAGGAGACAAUUGCUAGACAGGAAUACAAUGAAAGAAAAUAUCAGGAUAUUGCCAGUCUUGAGGAUGAAAUUGUCAGUCAAUGGCCUUGUCAGGCGCCGCGGUACCCUAAUGGAUCCGCAGCCCUCAAGGUGAACCAAUAUGCACUAUGGCAAUCAUGCGCUUUGCUUUUCGAAAAGUGGUUUCACAAUUUGCACUUUGAUGGUUUCCUCCGUCAGGUUCAAGACCAGCUCAUAGCGCAAACUCACGACCACCAGCCUGCUGUUCCGGUCUGCCCUCCACAAGGCGAAGCCUUCAGGAUAUCGUCACCUCAAUCGCCAACGCUUCUCGGGUGGAUGAGGUCCUCACAGCUGUCUAUUGCAGCAGGUUCUUCUCCAGAGUUACUACAUUACGAAAGGGAAUGUGCACCUCGGUCAGAUACCAGUGGUAGCAUUACUGAACUUCGCUCUAUAAUCAAAGAGGCCUGCGACAGCAAUGAUCCCCAUCGGAAGGAAUACGGUCAACAUCUCCACGACAGCGUGUCUGCGUUAGAAAAGAUUCAUGUAUCCCGUCCACCAACAUCCUUUCCUGUUACCCACGAUAGGCUUUUGGACUGCAGAAAUCUGUUGGAAUCACAGCGCGACGCAAUAUGGGACUGUAUCAUUUCGGCACUGAAGACACCUGGGGAAUGGCAAAAUGUGGCAAUCCACACCGUUUAUCCGUCCUUGAAUAAAGUAUCUAUUCUUUCCCUCCUUGGCUCCGCUCAGUGGUCUUCACUUCCAAAGCAGUGGCGAGAGAUUUUGGUGGAUCUGGGUAGAACAAUCUCAUCCCUGAGACGGUGCAACCGGCUUAUUUCCUUUGAGGUCAAGCAAGAUCUACAUGGCUUUUUCAAAGAGGCAGAGUCUAUCAGUGGCGAAGGUUGGGAUAUGAUGGAGCACCCUCAGUGGGUGCUGUUCGAGCUGGAGAACGACAUGACAAUUCGAGCACGUCAAGCAGAGGUGGCCCAUAGGAUGAUCAACCCCGAGGGAAACGAAAAUGCAGUCCUUCAGCUAAACAUGGGUGAAGGCAAAACAUCGGUCAUAACACCGAUGGAAGCAGCUAUCCUUGCGGACGGUAUCCGAUUACUGAGAAUCAUUGUCCUAAAGCCUCUUUUGCGACAAAGUGUGACUCUUCUUUCCCACCGGCUGGGAGGAUUGCAGCAACGGCGAAUCUAUCAUAUCCCCUUUUCGCGAAGCACAGCCAUUGACGAUGAAACCGCUGCUCAGCUGCAGUCAAUAUAUCAGGAGUGUCAGGAAAAUCGAGGCAUUCUCAUCGCGCUCCCUGAACAAAUUCUGUCAUUCAGAUUGGUUGGGCUUGAUUUGAUGGGAAGCAAGCCGUCUCUGGCACGGAGAUUGAUCACAUUAGAACGAUGGAUCCAGGCCAACAGUCGCACCAUUAUCGAUGAAAGUGACGAGGUCCUCGACGCCAGGUUCCAGCUGGUAUAUACGGUCGGUAACCAGAAAACCCUCGAUGGACACAGCGACCGAUGGAGCAUCAUCCAGGUCGUGUUGGAUCUCGUGCGAAAGCAAGCUGCGGUACUUCGUCGAGAAGAUCCGUCUUGUUUGGAUCUGGAAUUCCACGGGGACCGCUAUCCAAUCAUCCGAUUUUUGAAGCCCGAGACAGUCGACACCCUCAUCCAGCGCAUCGUGGAUUCUAUCGGACGGAAUGGGUUUUCCGGCGUUCCCUUCACUCAGUGGACACCAGGAGUCCGCAAAAGUGCAUUGCGAUUCAUCAGUUCAGUCGACGUCAGCGACACAGACCAGGAGACCAUUCGCAGCACAUUCGAGGGCAGUGUUUCCAUGGCAAAGCUGCUCAUUCUCAGAGGUCUACUGGCUCAGGGCAUUUUACGUUUUACUCUCGCUGGUAAAAGGUGGAUGGUGGACUACGGGCUUCAUCCUACACGGUGCUUGAUGGCUGUCCCAUUCCGCUCGAAGGGUGUUCCUUCGGAGAACUCUGAGUUUGGCCAUCCUGAUGUCGCUUUGACGCUGGCAUGUCUAACCUACUACUACGAUGGACUGACUGAGGACCAAGUUCGGGACUGUUUUGCCUUGCUUGAAAAAGAAAACGACCCAUCGGCCGAGUAUCAGAGCUGGAUUGCAGCAUGCCACGAUCGCCUCGACGAAGGUCUGCGAGCUAUCACUGGAGUCAAUCUGGAAGACAGUCGGAAAUUCAGCGCCCACCUGUAUCCUAAUCUGCGGGAUCAGAUUCCUUUGAUCGAAUUCUACCUCACACGGGUCGUCUUUCCACGAGAAGCAAAGGAAUUUCCUUAUAAGUUGUCAACAUCAUCAUGGGAUAUUCCCUCCCGGCAAGAAAUGCCAGUCACUACCGGUUUCAGCGGCACAAACGAUAACCGGUCUCUUCUUCCUCUUUCGAUAAGACAGCGUGACCUGCCUCAUCUGCUUCACACGAACGCCAUGGUCCUCAGCCAUCUCCUACGAGAGGAAAAUCGAGCAUGUGUUCUGGCACAGGACCAGGGAGGUCAUCAACUGAGGACCGAUCAGCUUUUUGCUCUGGCGAACGAACAGAGUCCGUCAAUUCGUGUGGUGAUUGAUGUUGGAGCCCAAAUCCUUGACGCCGGCAACCAAUCCGUGGCCGAGCAGUGGUUGUUUCUCACUACGGACAAGAAGGUGGAGGCCGCCGUCUUCUAUGACCAGCAUGAUGAGGCCAUGGUAAUUGACCGCGGUGGGCAUGUGGAACGACUGCUUGCGUCUCCAUUUCAGCAACGAAUGGGUGUCUGCUUGGUGUUUCUAGAUCAGCAUCAUUCGCGGGGAGUUGAUCUGAAACUCCCACUUGGUACACGGGCCGCUGUCACACUUGGGCCUAGGCUGACCAAGGAUCGUCUUGUCCAAGCAUGCAGUAGACUACGAGAGCUUGGGAAUGGACAUUCAGUAACCUUUUUCAUACCACCCGAAGUCAGCCACAACAUGAACGCAGAUGCUCGAAACCUCACUUCCAAGGAGGUGGUUUCGUGGACGCUCAAGCAGACUUGUGAUAGUUUGGAUACUCUUAGACCACUUUGGGCAUUUCAAGGAUUGCAGCAUAACCGCCGAGCUCAGCUGAUGGAGAUGCUGGCCACCGACCCUGAUCAGGCUGAAAUAAUCGUGUCUCGCAUUCAGGAACCAGAGGCUCGACCGCUUUUGCAAAUGUAUGCUCCCUGGGAGAAGACGCAAUUGAUGGAUCUGGACCCGGACCUCGAUUGGAGCUCUCUGCAGACAGUACACCUCCUGGACGUCUGGAAGGCACCUGGCCGUCAAGCAAUCGCUCGUCUCCACGAAGAGCAAGAAAGAGAGAUUGCCCAAGAGGUCCAGCAGGAACAGCAAGUGUACCGCCCCCCUCCGACUCCUCCGGCAUCUCAUCGUCUCGACGCGGCGGUUCGACACCUUGCAAUUCAUGGUAAAUUCCCGCAUGACGGUUCUGCUGCAUGGAUAAUGGCAUUUGAAAGCUUCCGUACCACAAGUGCUAAUGACAUUGGCUUUCCUGGAUGUUUGGGUCCACGUCUAUACGCGACCAAAGAUUUCGUUACUUCGAUCCAGCGCAGGAACGGGAUCCAAGAUGAUGAAUUCUUGAAACCGGUGAAUUGGAUAUUGUCUAGCAUCCACAGCCCUAAUCUGCUCGUGUUGAGUCAAUACGAGGCGAACGAGCUCAUUCCUGUUAUCUGCGAUUCCCCAAACACCAGGCUCCAUGUUUAUACAUCCAGAACCACAAAAUCCAUGCGUUCAUUCCGAGAUCUGGCCUUUUUCAUCAACGGUGUUAGCAAUUUCGACAAUCAGCAAUUUGUGGAAACGACUCGAGAUUUGGAAUUAUUUGCAGGUAGUCUCUAUUUUAAAUCUUUGGAAGAUCACAAUCGUUUCCGCAGCUUUCUUGGUCUUUUGACAGACAGUCACGAUGAUUAUGCCGAGGGUUCGAUCUCAGAUGAAGGUUUUGUCAACGAAGAGGCUCGAAAGCUGGGAUGGCCCGUUUCUUGUCCCUUUACUACGAGUCCCUUGCGCUUUUUGGCUACGAUUUUCAACAUGCGCGGACGGGGUCAUGGAUAUUCGCAGACUCAUAUUGGAAGCAUUAUUGGGGGUAAAAUGUUGAUGGCCGAUCGGUUUUGAUUCGGAUAUGAUAUUAUCUUACUUUGGCAAACUAG
Aspergillus wentii DTO 134E9 is the source of this 9218-nucleotide messenger RNA. RefSeq lists its product as uncharacterized. Lineage: Eukaryota; Fungi; Ascomycota; Eurotiomycetes; Eurotiales; Aspergillaceae. The record is from RefSeq and is a predicted model, not a curated record. The transcript is spliced from 4 exons. Bases 1 to 9183 code for a protein of 3060 amino acids.